UUAGAAGCUCUUGAAAAAAUAUUAUUCCAUAAUUUUAAAUGUUAUCAAUUUGACUUUGACGUAUACCGAUGAUGGCCGAAAGUUCCCCGAACAGCUACGUUUCUUCUGUGCUGUCAGUGCCCUUGCAAACAACAGGCAGUAAGUGAAUUUCUUCUAAAUUUUUAUUAGUUUCUUUUGUGGACUUCUGUUUCUUACCGUAACUCAAUCGAACAACAAAUACCAAUUGUAAGGGCAAACAGCAAUAAUUAAGCACAAACAGGGCAUAGACAGCAGUAAGUAAGUAAGUAGGAACAGGAGACAGCAGUGGUUGGUAACACCACUAACAGGCAACAGCAGCAAACAGCAGGCGAUAGAGAGGAGUGGGUUUACGAAGCUUGUAGUCCCACCCAAUCACAACGGAGUGCCCCAGGCAAACGGGGCCACAAGCUCGUGUUUCGGGGAAGGACGGUGCUCCUUCCACCAAGCGACGCUGGGUCCCACCUUCAACACUCAGACAUCAAGAUGCUAUCUCACAGGAAUCCCGUAAUGAUAUGGUAUUUCGUAAGGUGCGCGGUAUCCUCAACAAGCUCACCCCAGAGAAAUUCAAGAAGCUGAGCGAUGAUCUGCUGCGCAUAGAUCUCCAGUCCACUGUCAUCCUGAAAGGUGUCAUCAUCCUGAUAUUCGAAAAGGCUCUCGAUGAACCGAAGUACUCGUCUAUGUACGCACAGCUGUGCAAACGGCUCUCCGAGGAAGCACCGAAUUUCGAACCGCCAGAUCAAGCGUGCACGUUCCGCGUUUUGCUACUCAACAAGUGUAAGGUGGAAUUCGACAAUCGGGCAGCCGCGGUCGAAUUCAAUGGCACUGAAGCGGGCAGCGAAGAGGAAGAGGAACGCCGGCAGGCGGCCAAGCGGAAAAUGCUCGGCAACAUCAAAUUCAUCGGAGAAUUGGGUAAAUUGGAAAUACUAUCGGAGAGCAUAUUGCAUAGGUGCAUCCACGAGCUGUUGGUCAAAAGGGGCGACGAUCCAUCCGAAGACCUGGAGUGCCUGUGCCAGAUUAUGCGGACCUGCGGCCGCGUCUUGGACACCAACAAGGGCAAGAACCUGAUGAACCAAUAUUUCGGCCGCAUGAAAUCACUGGCGGAGAACCAAGAACUGCAACCGCGAAUCAGGUUCAUGCUGAAGGACGUGAUCGACCUGCGCAGCGACGGUUGGGUGCCCAGGAAGGCGGCCGUCGUCGAGGGGCCGGUGCCGAUCGGCCAGCUCAGGCCGUCGCAGGACGAGCUGCUCAUGAUGGGCGGACAGGGCGGUUCGGCUUAUAGAAAUAUGUCGAGAGGAGGAAGAGGCCAUGGCGGAGGCAGCGGCGACAGAGAUGGAAGAGAUAGAGACGAUCGAGGCGGAGUAAAUGAAUUGUUCAGACAUCCCAUGAAAACCAGAGGCGGGCUCGAUGAUAUGCUGAUGGGCAUAAAUUUGGCGCCGACAACUCCCACACUGAUUCCGACCACACCGUUUGGCCACAACGGUUUCGCCGGCCAAAGGGACGGCAGUUUCCGUGGCCACAAUAAUCAACGCAGCGGCUACAACAACUAUAACAACAACCAGAGGGGCCAAUAUAAGCACAACCAGAAUAAUUCACAAUAUAAUCAGUCCAACAAAGAGGUGGCGCCGCGUUUCAAAAAGAACAACCUGAUCGUGUCGAAAGAUGAAAUGGAAGAAGUGGAGUUGCGCCCCAAUUCGAUGCUGAUCACGAAAGCGUCGUCUCUGAAGGCGAACAACAUGAACAACAAUCGCAUGAUCGAACCGCACCACGCGACGUACACGACGUCCGCGCCGUUGAAAACGCCGCCGACGGCGAUGCUGAAGGAGCCGCUGCCCAUUAAGCAGGUGCCCGCUGAAAAGCCGAAGCAGUCGAAGAAGGACAAAGGGCCGAGUAAAGAAGAAGUAUUGAAAAAGUUCAAUUCGUUGAUAGAAGAGUAUUGGAAAGGGGAAGUAGAUUUAAAACAAGCUAUUAACUCUUACAAGGAACACAAAGUUCCCGACAAGUUCGCUAAAGAAGUUAUUCUAAGUGGCCUGUCUGUCGCUUUGGACAAGUCAGAUAUCGAACAGGAGAAGCUGAUCAAGCUGUUGAGCAACCUGAAAGAGGACAACCUGGUGAACGGCGGCAUCGUGCAGGACGCGUUCAAGUCGCUGUGCCAUCUGGUGGACGAGCGCGAGAACGAGAUCGACAAAGUGACAGUGAGCGCGUCCGUGUUGUUCGCGACGGCGAUUUGCGAACAUCUGGUGCCGAUUUCGGACGUGGCGGCGCUCACGGAAAACGGCGCGCACUAUCCGCUGUUCCUUUUAGUAUUACAGCACAUACACAAGAAGAGGGGCAAGUCGGAGCUGUCCGAGAUAUUCAAUAAGAGCAAGAUAAAUCUGAUCGCUCAACUGCCCGAGGCCGACAAGACAAAAGAACGGCUGUCGGAAAUUUUAGAAGAACGCGAGCUAACAUUCCUGUAUCCGCUGCUGCGCAUCCAGGCGGACCUGGCGAAGCAGCUGCAGGCGGAUCCGAACCCGCAGUCCUUCUACAAGUGGAUUAAGGAGAACCUGGAGCCGUCCAAUUUCAACGACCCCGGGUUCAUUAAUGCGCUCAUGACUGUGUUACUCAAGUAUAUUACUCAAGAAUCAUCAAACGGUUGCGGCAGCGACGAAAAGGCGCUGGCCGAGAAGGAGACCAGCUUGCUGAAGCGGUACCAACCGGUACUGCACGCGUUCCUGCGCGACAAGUCCUCGCUGCAACUGGUCGCCGUCUAUUCGUUGCAGAUGCACUUCCACGCGCUGGCAUUCCCGCGCGGUCACCUCCUCCGUUGGUUCGUCAUGCUCUACGACAUGGAGAUCGUCGACGAGGAGGCGUUCCUCAAUUGGAAGGAGGACGUCACGGACGCUUAUCCUGGCAAGGGACAGGCGCUCUUCCAGGUAAAUCAGUGGUUGACGUGGUUGCAAGAAGCGGAAUCUGAGGAGGAAGAGGGAGACGAUUGAAGAAAAUGACACCACGAAGAGUCAUAAAAAGAAUUAGAGAAUAUUUAAUGGUUUAAGUUAUUAAAAUGCGAAGCGGACCGACAGUCCGGAUGAUUUAUUUUUUUAUUUGUUAGGAUUACACAAACACAGCGUGCUCUCGAUGAUGAUCAUUUUUUUUUUUUGACGUUUAAGUUCCGAUAUUUAUACAGCGGCGUACGCCGAAAUUCAAUAGAUUUUGGUCAGGCUGUGUCGAAACGUUGCGUUACACAGGGCGUGCCAGAAUUGAAUGGCAAUCUCGCGGAUGCGUAUAGAACAAGAAAAAUAAUGCCCAAGGUCAUAUAAAAAACGUCAAAAGUGAAAAUCGGUUUUUAUUAAAUAUAACCUGCACGAUGAUAUAUUUUAUCGCAAUCAAACAAGAAUGCUUUUUUCAGCAAAAAAUAUUGUUAGACAGGGUUUGAAAAAAAUUCGCAAUAUUCGCAUAUGUGGUUCUUUAUUAGGCCAAAAUUUCUUCCAAUUAUGCAGCGUUAUUAAAGUGUUAUAUGUGAACUUUUGACGUAAUGUUUCAUGUUCUGUAUGCACAGAAGAGAUUGACAUCUUCUGCCGGGGCACCCUGUAUAACCCCGAACCAGCUAAAUGCUAAGAAAAAGUUAGAUGUUUAAACGUAAAGUUAAGUUGCAUAGAUGAUGGGUUACGCCUUGAUCAAAUGAAGCCGUGCAAUUUGUAUGCCCAUUUUAAGAUAGUUGAUGCGAUAACGAGCAGAUUUUGCAUCAGAAAUCUACCGGGUGACAAUCCGUAUUUGAAUUGCUGAAAUUUUAGACACCGAUCCCAUAAUAAUUGAUGUUGCUUAUAAGUUCGUAUCGUCAGCGGUUCCUACUACAAUUGUAAGACGCCUUGAUUUUCAUAGCAUUUUCUCUCCUUCCGAAAUGCUGGGGUAUUUCUACUGUUCCGCGUCGGCGUAAGCGCUCUCCCAUUGUGAGGUUAUGUUUUCUUUUUGGAUCUUAAGAAGUUUCGUGCGUAUAAAACAGAUGAUAAACAUUAUGAAAUUUCUUCGGAUUCAAAAAAAACAUAACCUCUAAAUAGAGUGCUGACACGGAACAGCGGAAAUCUAGAAAUACUCAUGCCUUUGUGAAGGACAGGAAUAACUGUGGGAAUCAAGGAGGCCGUAGAGGAGAUACUGCCGUAGAGUGAAAACUAUGACGUUUCCUUGAGGAACGUACAUUUUCAUUUCACAUUAAGCUGUAGUAGUUGUCAUCAGAAGCUGUUCAGGCAGUGUCCUCGAAGUAGUAGACCGUAUUUUUGUCAUAAAUUUAUUAUAUCCGCCAUUCUGGAGACAAAAUAUAGCAUUUAUUCAAAUUUUGUUAAAAUUCUUUGUAGAGGAUAUGGACUUAUAUCUAAAGUUUCCAAUCGAGUUCAGUAUUUCAAAUGCUAUGCGCCAUCUGGUGGUUGUUUUGAUGCGAUAUUAGUUCGGUGUUGUACUGAUUAAGAGGACUUUUAGUGGAAUUGUAACACUUAGUUGAGUAAUAGAUAUUAUGUGAACUAUUUUUAUUUAAAUAAUCAAAUGAAGUGUAGUUAAAGUGAUGUAGAUCUGUAAGUAAACGAUGGCGAUUCUUGAAAUUAUAUAAUAUCAUGUAAUCAGUGAUGGGGACGCGUAUAUGCACCGCCACCACUUACCUCUCAAUGACUGUUUUCGAUAAAUUUCAUAUGAGCUUUUUAUCUAUAUAAUACUUUUUUUAAAAUGUGUUCUAAGUAUGUUGUCAUUUUUCAAGUAUUUUUGUUAUUAAACUAGUAUAAUUUUCUUAUACACUUAGAUUACUUAAUGUGUCACACUAAAACAUUACAAAUGUACUGUGAAAGUCUUGUGUUAAUAAAACUAUUCGAUGGUGUUUUUUUGCUGUCGAUGCAGAUUUUACUAUGCCUUUUUAUUUCGAAAUGUCUCCUUUCUCCGAAUGGAGACGCGGCGAAGAUAAAAUUUCACCUACGAGGUCUGUAUAUUAAGUGGCGAGUCCGGCAACGUAGCGUUCGACCUGGCAACACUGGAC
This is a messenger RNA of Acanthoscelides obtectus, 5011 nucleotides long. The record is from the annotation of a GenBank genome assembly. Lineage: Eukaryota; Metazoa; Arthropoda; Insecta; Coleoptera; Chrysomelidae.